Paramecium primaurelia is the source of this 318-nucleotide messenger RNA. The record is from the annotation of a GenBank genome assembly. Lineage: Eukaryota; Ciliophora; Oligohymenophorea; Peniculida; Parameciidae.
AUGGCUGGAUAAGGCAUGAAUAUGGGAAUCAAUGAUGCAGCUCUUUUGGCCAAUUGUAUUAUAAAAAAUUCUAGGUCUGGAAAUGAUAUUGGCUUAGAAUAAUCUCUUGAAGAAUAUGAAUCAUAGGCUAAACUUAUGAAUUAUACAACUUCAAUAGCUAUGGAAUUAAUAAAGAACACUUAUGAGAAUAAGACUAUAUCUCCUUUGAGAUAAUUAGGAGCAAAAGUAAUAAAUAACUUAGAUCCAAUAAAAUAAAUUAUGAUCUAGUAUGGAUCCAAACAUCCAUUAGGACCAUCUUAAUUUGAAUGGGUAAAAUGA